This is a messenger RNA of Trichomonas vaginalis G3, 619 nucleotides long. RefSeq names its product protein of unknown function, DUF4106 family. The record is from RefSeq and is a predicted model, not a curated record. Lineage: Eukaryota; Parabasalia; Trichomonadida; Trichomonadidae. The annotation marks the transcript as partial. The transcript has a single exon.
AUGGGUUCAGGUAAGACAUUUAACCUCAUUCGUCAUAUACUCAUAACAGAGCGUUUAGGAAACGACUCUUACUAUGACCAAAUCAUUAUAUCAGCAACUUCAGACUCUAUGGACUCAACAGCGAAAACAUUUAUGUCAAAAGUUCAAGCCUCAGUCGUUAAAGUUCCAGAUAGCGAACUCAUUGAAUUUCUUCAACGUUACAUUCGACGUAAGAGAAAAUAUUAUGCUAUUGUAGAGUUCAUACAGUCAGGAAUGCAAAAGACUUCAGAAGAGAUGGAAAGAAUUAUUGACAAACACCACUUACGUCAAUACUCAGGAGUUUACGAUAUGAAAAGACUUACAAACUACAUUCUGUCAAAACUUUCAAAAUACCCCUUCAAAAAGUAUCCAUCAAACACUUUAUUAGUUUGUGACGACUUCGCCGGAAAAGGUUUAGUGUCAAAACCAGACUCACCAUUAGCUAACAUCAUAACUAAAGUCAGACAUUACCAUUUAACUGUAGCAAUACUUAUGCAAACAUGGCGUUUCCUUGCUUUAAACAUAAAACGUCUCAUAACUGACUUCGUUAUCUUUCAAGGUUUCUCACGCUAUGAUAUUGAACUCAUUUGGAAACAGUCAG